Prunus armeniaca (apricot) is the source of this 210-nucleotide messenger RNA. NCBI's taxonomy places the organism in Eukaryota, Viridiplantae, Streptophyta, Magnoliopsida, Rosales, Rosaceae. The record is from the annotation of a GenBank genome assembly.
AUGACCAACGCGCACGAGAGGCUGGGCCCGCGACUUGACAUUCGCGCACAAGGAAAUGUCCAUGAGAAGCUAGGCCCUCAGGAAGGUCAGCCUAGAGGUGUCAUCACCACCGUUUGUAGAGUGGUGGAAUUGAUAUUUUGGAACAUUAGCGACUCUAGAGGAGCCAAAGCUAUAGGUCAUGUGAGGCAUGAUAGGGUUUUUUAUUUUUAG